CGAGACGGGGGAUUAAAAAAUAGGAAAUGCUAAAUAAAAGCAGAGAGAAUCGAGAUUGUUGUUUGUUGAAAGUAAUUUCAGGCAGCAGAGAGGGAGAGGUUAGUUGUUGGUUCCUCGUUUGUUGGUGGUGGUGAAACGCCCGAAGCUGGGAGCCUGAGAAAUUUGCCAAGCUCCACCAUAUUGGACGUUUUUAGGGAUUUGCCCUUGUCCGCCUGCGUUCUCCCGAAAGCUUCCCUCCUUCUCUGGCCUUUCCCCUCUCCUCUCUCUCGCGCUGCUCGGUUCAAACGCGGAGGAGAGAGGAGGCUUCCCAUUUCCCACUCCCCCAUUUCGGUUGUUCUUGUUGUUGUUGUUUCUCUAUAAUAUUCAUUGGGGAUCGAAGAGGGGAAUCUUAUUUUUGUGCGUUAGGGUUUUUAGCAUCUCUGCUGGGGGGAAAAGGAGUGAAUUGUGAGGAAAAGAACAGGGGAAGCAACCAUGAAUGUGAUGCGUCGUUUGAAGAGCAUUGCCUCUGGUCGUACCUCAGUCUCCUCUGACCCUGGCGGGGAUCCUGGGACAAAGAGGGCAAAGGUGGACCAAGAUAUAGAGCAGAAGAACCAUAAUGAGGCGCAUUUAGCUGAAAGGAAUGCCACUGGCCAUGCUGCUUCAACAUCUCUUAAUUUUCCCAUUGCUACAUCUCACCCAUCUUCCAAGCCCAAAAAAGAAAACACUGGAUAUGAACAGCUUCCCAAUGAAAUGCACCAAAUGAGGAUCCGAGAUGAUAAGGCCGCCAAUGCCGACGAGAAGGAAAUGGGGGCUACUGUUGUGAGUGGUAAGGGAACAGAAACUGGUCAGAUAAUUACAACCACAGUUGGUGGCCGCAAUGGACAGCCAAAGCAGACAAUUUCAUACAUGGCAGAACGUGUUGUUGGUACUGGCUCUUUCGGUGUGGUUUAUCAGGCCAAAUGCCUUGAAACUGGCGAAGCAGUUGCUAUAAAGAAGGUGCUUCAAGACAAGAGAUACAAGAACAGAGAGCUUCAGAUCAUGCGCCUUCUCGAGCAUCCCAACGUUGUACAGCUCAAGCAUUGUUUCUUUUCAACGACUGAUAAAGAAGAAGUAUACCUUAAUCUUGUUUUGGAGUAUAUAGCUGAGACUGUCCACCGAGUCUCGAGGCACUACAACAGAAUGAACCAUCAACACAUGCCUAUCAUAUAUGUGCAACUUUACACUUAUCAGAUAUGCCGUGCUCUAAAUUAUUUACAUAAUGUUGUCGGAGUAUGCCAUCGUGACAUUAAGCCUCAGAAUCUGUUGGUCAAUCCCCAUACUCAUCAACUGAAGAUAUGCGACUUUGGUAGUGCGAAGAAGCUGGUCCCGGGUGAACCCAACAUAUCCUAUAUAUGCUCCAGGUAUUAUAGGGCUCCCGAGCUUAUAUUUGGGGCUACUGAGUAUACAACUGCCAUUGACAUGUGGUCUGCUGGAUGUGUAUUGGCUGAGCUUCUCCUCGGACAGCCAAUGUUUCCUGGAGAAAGUGGCGUCGAUCAGUUGGUGGAGAUUAUUAAGGUUUUGGGGACACCAACCAGGGAGGAAAUUAAGUGCAUGAACCCAAAUUAUACAGAAUUCAAGUUCCCGCAGAUUAAAGCUCACCCAUGGCACAAGAUCUUUCACAAGAGAAUGCCCGAUGAAGCGGUGGAUCUUGUGGCGAGGCUGCUUCAGUACUCGCCAAAUCUACGAUUUACUGCUUUGGAAGCCUGUGCACACCCUUUCUUCGACGAUUUGAGAGACCCAAGUGCAUGCUUGCCUAACGGUAGAGCUCUACCUCCGUUGUUCAAUUUUACAGCUCAAGAAUUGGCGGAUGCCUCAACUGAACUUCGUCAACGUCUCAUCCCGGAGCAUGCAAGGAAAGACUAAUGAAUGGCAUGCUAAACAGAGAAGGCGGCAUAACUAGUCUUAAGAAAUUCUUUUGUGUCUUUCCAUCACGCAGAUAAUUUGAUCAUAACUGGUCAGGUUACGAUAGAAGGAAGUUGAGGUGACAGGAGGAUGGAGAAGCUGAUGAGUAUUUGACAGGGUUUGUUGUUUUUUUUUUUUUUUCUUUGAUGGUGGCUGUAAAUUGAGCUAACUACUACCGGGGAGAUGCUUGAUUGACUGUGCACCAGAUGUUCCCACCGGCCUUGAAUUGAUCAAAUUAUUUUAGGAAAAUUGUGUAAUGCGUUAAUGCCUCAUUUUCACCAAUUUUCUUUUUGAAAUUUUAUGAUGAUAUAUGGUUUAUGGGUAUAUUUCAUAAGACCAAACUAAAUUGAUCUUGUUAGA
Molecule: messenger RNA, 2280 nt
Organism: Linum trigynum
Lineage: Eukaryota; Viridiplantae; Streptophyta; Magnoliopsida; Malpighiales; Linaceae
Source: the annotation of a GenBank genome assembly